CCGGGGACACCGGGACCGGCCACACCGGGACGAGGGGCACCGGGACCGGACCGAGAGCAGGGCCGGGAGCGGGCCGGGGCACGCCGGGAGCACCGGGGCACACCGGAGGGGACGAUGGGGGCCCCCCACGCCCGCCGCCUCCUGGCCCUGCUGGGCCCCGAGCGCCGGCGCUGCGCGGUGGUGGCGGCGCUGAUGGCGGCCUCGGUCCUCGGAGAGAUGGCCGUCCCUUACUUCACGGGGCGCGUCACCGACUGGGUGGCCAGCGAGGACGAGGUGGCGGCCGCCUGGCCUAUGGCACUGCUGGGGCUCAGCAGCGCCAUCACCGAAUUCACCUGCGAUGUCACCUACGCGGGGAUGCUGAGCCGGGUGCUGGGACAACUCCAACGUCGUGUCUUUGCCGCUGUCCUGCGACGGGAUGUCGCCUCCCUGCGAGUGACAGGGACCGGAGCGGUGACAGCGCGGGUGACAGGGGAUGUGGAAGCCACUCACGCGGCGGUGUCUGAGGCGCUCAGCAUCCUGCUGUGGUAUCUGGCGCGGGGCGUUUGUCUCCUGGUCACCAUGGCGUGGUUGUCACCCCACCUGGCCUUUGUCACACUCCUGUCACUGCCCAUCCUCCUGCUGCUGCCCCGAUGCAUUGGCAAGAUCCAGCAGGGGCUGUCACAGCGGGUGCAGGAGGCGCUGGCGGGUGCCACCAAGGUGGCGGUGGAGACCUUCCAGGCCAUGGCGACCGUCCGCAGCUUCGCCCACGAGGCCAGGGCGGCCGAGCGGUACCACCAGCACCUGCGCCACGUCUACGGGCUGGAGUGGAAGGAGGCGGCCACCUACGCCACCACGCUCUGGGCCAGCGGGUUCUCAGCGCUGGCCCUGAAGUUGGGACUCCUCUGCUAUGGGGGACAGCUGGUGGCCGCGGGGACCAUCACCACCGGGGACCUUGUCACCUUCCUCAUCUACCAGAUGCAGUUCACCGAGGCCGUGAGGGUCCUGCUCCUCUACUACCCCAACAUGACCAAAGCCGUGGGCUCCUCAGAGAAGAUCUUUGAAUUCCUGGACCAAGAGAAGCAGGUGGCACCUACGGGGACGCUGGCACCCGAUGUCCUACGGGGCCACCUCAAGCUUGAGGACGUCUGGUUCUCCUAUCCCGGUCACCAAGAGCCCGUGCUCAAGGGCGUGUCCCUUGAGCUGCACCCCGGGGAGGUGCUGGCGGUGGUGGCCCCUCCAGGGGCAGGGAAGAGCACCCUGGUAUCCCUGGUCCUGAACCUGCACCCGCCGGAGGCCGGGCGGGUGCUGCUGGACGGUCACCCCCUCCCUGCCUACCAGCACCCCUACCUGCGCUGCCAGGUGGCCGCCGUCCCGCAGGAGCCGGUGCUCUUCUCCCGCUCGCUCCACGCCAACAUCGCCUACGGGCCGGGGAGCUGGAGCCGGGCGCAGGUGACGGUGGCAGCCCGCCGGGCGGGUGCCCACGCCUUCAUCACCCGCCUGCCCCGGGGCUAUGACACAGAGGUGGGCGAGCUGGGGGGGCAGCUCUCCGGGGGACAGCGGCAAGGGGUGGCCAUCGCUCGGGCCCUGGUGAGGAACCCCCGUGUCCUCAUCCUCGAUGAACCCACCAGUGCCCUGGACACCGAGAGCCAGCUGCAGGUGGAGCAGGAGAUCUUCGGAGCCAGCGGGGCCGGGCGCGCGGUGCUGCUGGUGACGGGGCAGGUGGCCCUGGCCAUGCGGGCGCAGCGGGUGGCCGUGCUGGAGGGGGGACGACUGCACGAGCUGGAGUCCCCCAAGGAGCUCCUGUGCCCCGGCAGCCGUUACUGGCACCUGCUGCAGGGCGGGGGACAGGGGGGGACAGCGGGGGAUGGGGACAUGGGGGAGGAGGGUGGGGAAGAGCUGGGGACGGGGACAGCAAGGGAUGGGGAUACCAGGAGCCAGGGUGGGGGUACCAGGGACAGGUGUGCGGAGACCAGGAGCUGGGAUGGGGACAAUGAGAGCUGGGAUGGGGACAACGAGAGCUGUGAUGGGGACACUAGCAACCAGGAUGGGGACACUACAAACCAGGAUGGGGAGGCCAAGAGCUGGGAUGGGGACAACAAGAGCUGCGAUGGGGACACUGAAAGCUGUGACAAGGGACCGGGAGAGCUGUGA
Messenger RNA from Phalacrocorax carbo (great cormorant), 2130 nucleotides. NCBI's taxonomy places the organism in Eukaryota, Metazoa, Chordata, Aves, Suliformes, Phalacrocoracidae. The record is from RefSeq and is a predicted model, not a curated record.